AUGGCAGCAGAGACUAGCUCCUCCGGCGCUGUGGCCGAGUGUCGGGUGGUGGUCGAGGCCGGCGAGGAGUUUGUGGACGGCUGGGAGGUCGUCUCGAUUAACCAGUGGGACGUGGAGCAGGUGCGGGUGCUGAUUCUGUCGACGGCGGCGCUGUAUCGGAUCAAGUACAAGGCAUCGAGCGGAGAGAUCCUCCACCAUCAUCGCCAGCCGCUCGACGACAUCUGCAGGAUCCAGAUCGGCCGGUUUGUGUUUGGCACCUUUGCGGUGGCACGGCUCUUUCGAUCAGCAGCCGACGAGGACGGCAUAGUUGGCUUACGGAUCUUCUCAGCCGAGCAUCGUGGCGGCUCGUCGCUGCUGGAUGAGGCGCAGCCUUUUCGAACGUAUCGUGCGGCGCGGGCGGCGCUGGUGGACCUGGCCUCGCCUGACGCGCUCGUUCGCAGCAUCGCCGACGCGAUCCUGGUCGCGCAGGACGAGGCGCUCGGCAGGCGGUGCACACUCGACGAGUUUGACAUCAAGCGGUCGAACGUGCUCGGCCCGCUCUCCGUGGUGCGCAACAAGCUGAGCGGCGUGUAGGGGAGGUGUUUACGCCGACGAUUCCGAGUCGUCGUCGUCGUCGUCGUCGUUGUCAUCGUCGUCGUCAGUGGCAUCGGCAGCUUCGGCAGAGGCCUUGGCAUCGGCAGCGACAGCCUCGGCGGCGGCAGUCUUGGCGGCGCGCGAGUGAGCGGACCGCGGUGCAAUCUCGGCGCUCGCCUUGGACGAGGCCGACUGCUGGGCGGCCUUGGCAGCCUUGGCCUUGGCGCGUUUCUGGGCGCGGGCGGCAUCCUUUUUGGAGAGCUCCUUCUUGACGAGAGCGUCGUAGUCGGCGCGCUCGGCUGCGGCGCGCGUCUCAUGGUCGGCGCGCUCGCUCGAGUGGAGGCUCUCCCAAUCAGCGUUGAGGCGGUCAAAGACGGCGACGAGGUCGAGCGGCGCGCCCGGCUCGGUGUCGGCGAGAACGGCGCGCGCAGCGCGCUCGCGGUUGUUGUCAAAGUAGAUGGAGCGGGCGGAGCGCGGGAGGGCAAUGCCGGCCGGGAUGGCAUCGGCGUGGAUGUAGGCAUUGUGCGGGAAGCGGACCUUGUAGGUGGCGAGCUUUGCGGCGUAGGCCUUCUCUUCCUCCUUGGCGCGGGCAAUGUACUUGGCCUUGUCCUCGUCCGAGGUGUUUGUCCAGGCCACCUUGCGGGCCUCCUUGUAGGACAUGGCGUGCUCCUUUGCGUAGUCGACGGUGGCAAGGUGGUCCGGCCGCGGCGGACGCUUGGGUUUGAACGGGUCGGCGGUCGUCCGCUGGCCGGGGUGCAGGCGGAAGAAGGCCUCGAGCUGGACGAGCUCAAUUGCAGCGAGGCGGGCGUGCUCAGCCUCAAAUGGCUCGCGGUCCAUGGCUGGAAGCGACUCGAAGCGCUCCUUGCCCUCGGCGAGCUUGGAUCGGUACUCGGGCGUGGUCACGUUGAGCGAGGCGAGCUCGGGGUAGAGGUGGCGAGCAAAGAGCUCCGCUGCCGGCUUGGCCCGCUUUGGCCGCCGAAUGGCGGCGCGGGUCUUGCGGGUCCGGCCGGUGCCGCGCGUGAUGGCAGCGGCAAGAACCGGCGGGAAGAGGUCGCCAUCCACGCCCGGCCCGUCGAUGGCGGCCUUCUCCAGCGCGCCAGGCGCGUAGUACGGGAACUUGUCAAUAAAGGCCUCCAGAACUGCC
This is a messenger RNA of Thecamonas trahens ATCC 50062, 1717 nucleotides long. RefSeq lists its product as uncharacterized. The record is from RefSeq and is a predicted model, not a curated record. NCBI's taxonomy places the organism in Eukaryota, Apusomonadida, Apusomonadidae. Gene Ontology annotation, cellular component: cytoplasm. The coding region runs from base 1 to 573 and encodes 190 amino acids. The transcript is spliced from 2 exons.